CGGGACCGCGACGGCUCGCGAACGCGUCCCGAAACGUUACUAUAAAACGCGGGAACGAACGAACGAGAAAAUACGAAACGCGAAAUUCGAACAUACGAAUCUGUGCAUCUUUUUUUUGAAAAAGGAAUUCGCAAUGAAUGCUGCUUGAGUUGAUUUUUUUUAAUUUUUUUUUGGUUUUCUAAAAAUUUCAUGUGACGAAAAUGUACUUGAGGGUAAAGUUGAAAUGACUGUUCAGUGAUGGCUAGUAAGAGUUUUGUCAUGGCCUGGGCCUUGUGGCUGGCGUUGCCAUUGGCAACUGGCCAUUUGAACGUCCUCAUCAGCAAGGCUGAAGUCAUGAAGUUGCUAGGCCUGGACGCUGAGCUGUAUUACGUGAGGGACGGCGUGGUGAACAACUAUGCCACCGGCUUCAUAGUACCGGUGCCUGCGCACAUCGCAGACCUCGAGUUUAUGUGGCAAGCGCUGGGGAGAAGACCGUUGCCGUACGUGAUGGGUAUCGACUACGACAGCAGGGGCGCCAUGCUGCCGCCGCAAGUCAACAUCUCUGAGCGAGGGUUCGUCCCGACCACGCUGCAGACUUUUAGGGUACGACUGCCGUGUACCGGGACCAGAAGUGCUGAGAUCCUGGUGACUCUACAGCUGAACAUCUCGUCGCCAGACCGAGCCCACAAGGACGUCAGGCUACAGUUUAAAAGGAACAAGAUUUGCUGGAAAGGUCUUUCUUCGAUAGUGACUCACAAUGAGACCGCCCGGCUAGCUGGUGAUGCUUCGCGGGGUUCCAGUGGCGUAUUGUUCGUAGCUGGUGGUUGUGCGGCCGCCGCUCUAGCACUGCUGGCUGCUGCAGCUGCUGCCAACGUGCUUUAUAAGCGGGGCAAUAAGGCGAGACAUCACGACUCUAUACACACUUCGUACACAACCGCAGCUUAUGGCAGUCACCAGAAUGUGCUUCUAAGAUUGGACACUCUUGGAAGACCUCCCAGUUCAACGGGAUCUUACGCCACUAUAGCUAGUCUACACAAAUUCCCGUUCGGAAGCCGUAGGUCACCCUCGCCCUAUGCUACUACACAUAUAGGAGAGCAUAUAUAUGCUAAGCCGGAGUCGAGAGUAUCAUAUUAUGCCGCAUCAAAUCUAACGCACGUCUCUCAACAAACUGCGACGAAAGAUCGGGUGACAGACCCAGCAGAGCAGCUCCACCUGCUAACUACAGCCAGAUCAAAUAUACGUCUGGAGAUAUUGGUCCAUGAGGGAACCUUCGGGAGAGUAUACAAAGGCAUCUUCAAGAAGGGAGAUACGUAUGAAGAAGUCAUUGUAAAGACUGUGUCAGAAGCCGCGUCAGCCAUGCAAGCAGCUCUACUGGUGGCGGAAGGCUUACGAUUGUACGGGCUUGCUCACGCUAACGUACUGUCACCGAUGGCGGCGUGUGCGGAGGAAGCCAGGCGACCGCUCCUAGUCUACUGCUGUGCUUCUCAUUCUUCUAAUCUUAAGAGGUUCCUCACAUCAUGUAGGCUGGGGCACCAAGCGGCACCAGCGACGAGAGAACUAGUAGACCUGGGGGCGCAGGCAGCCUGCGGGCUCGCCUACCUCCACGUUCAGAGGCUAAUCCACGCCGACGUGGCUGCGAGGAAUUGUGUGGUUGAUGAGAAAUUGAGACUGAAAGUGACGGACAACGGUCUGUCGCGCGACUUGUUCCCCGACGACUACCAUUGUCUCGGGGACAACGAGAACAGGCCUGUCAAGUGGAUGGCGCCAGAAUCCCUGCUGCAGAACCAGUACAACACCGCCACGGAUGUGUGGUCGUUAGGUAUAACUCUAUGGGAAUUAGCAACGCUGGGGGCUUCCCCACUAGUGGAGCUGGACGCGGCUGACGUGGGCGCUUUCCUCAGCGGGGGCUACAGGCCGUCUCAACCGCACAACUGUCCCGAUGAGCUGUACGGCCUCAUGUCGUGGUGCUGGUCGUCUUCUAUCACCGCGAGACCGACUGCCCCUCAACUCCUCGCUGCUCUUCACGACUUCAGGCAAGCUCUCAGUACUUACAUCUAGUCUAGAUAUAAUAAUAAAUUUCAAAAACUUUACCGAUGAAAUCGUUACUUCAUACUUAUCGGAACAAUUGUAUUAAAAAUUUUGUUAAUUUGGGAACAAUGCGACUAAAAUACGAGUACAUGAAACGGAUUACGCUACAUUCGAUAUCUGUAAUUACUAAAUUUACUCGUAAAUUUUUCAUGUUUAGCUUUGGGCCGUUUUGUUCAAAAAUCAGUGCAGUUUUGCCUUCUUGUAACAUUUUUAGGUUUUGUUUAUAUCGUAACAGGUAUUAUUUAGAUUUGUCGUGUCUCAAAUUAAUGGCGACACAGAAAAUUACGUAUGUUAGUAAUUUUUAUGCUCGUGUCGCAGUCAAAAAUAAAAGGCUUUCUUCCAUCAUAGUAGAAUUUCUGGAUUAUCUUUCAGGUACAAUGAUUUAUUUGUAAUCAAUGACUUUAUUCUUUAACAGUAAUAAAUCGGGGUGAGGCAAUGGGAAGUAUCCAUGUAUAGAUACGUUGUCCAUUUUCAAUAGUGUUUUAUCAAGCUAUGCUUUUACGGGUUAUUCGUGCUUAUCGCUGUUUUUGUUUUCAACAUAAUUAGUCUUACUUAUUAUUCCAAGUUGAUGUAAAGUCAUAUUCAAAUUAAUCUCUGUUUUAUAUUUAUCAUCACUAAUGAAUAUGAUCUUUCUUCUUCGUGUUUAUUUUUAUACACAUGUUUCAUAAUCUUAAACAACUAUAGCUGUAGCUUUUGUAUUACAAUUAACUGAUAUUUCCAUUACCUUGGCACUAUUCUCUCCUUGAAAUUUACUAUACCAAAGUGCCUACCAAACAGUUGAUUCAGUUUUAAACACUACUAAAUUUUAAGUCCAAAAAAUCUGAAAUAUUUUGAUAAUACUUAAACGCUGCGACCUAUUUGGUCUAAUGGUCAAGCUACUCAUAAACUUUGCAAUUAGUAAUUGGAAAGCCAUAAGAGGAUAUAAAAUAAAAUUAUGAAAGUAAUUGGUCUAAAUAGUAAGGUGAAUAUUCGUAUUUUAUAAAUCAAAAGUGAUAUUUAUUCAAUGUAUAAGAUUGUGUUGUUUUAAGUGUAAGAUCGAAAGAAGAAAGCUAGACAAAUUAUUAUAAUAAUCAUACUUUUGAAUUCUUAGAAUUCUAGAACUUUUUUGGUGUUGUAUUGAUUAGUAAUACAAUUUGUGUCACAACUGUUUUCAUAGCACAACCAUGAAAUUUGAUAAAAAUGAAAUCAUAUAGUAAAGAAAUGUAAAUAAUUAUAAUAAAGGUAAAAAGUAGAACCAAAGUAAUUAUAAGGAAACUGUACAUUAACGAAAUCGAUGCGAAAGGAAUUUAAUUUUUGAGUGUAAAGCAAACGGCUUAUAUGAUAAUCUUAAAUGUUAACUAUAGUGAAUAUUUAAUAAUAAUUUAGAAUAGAGUUCCUGUGGACAUAAAAGUCCGUCCAGGCCACCAAAAAGGAUCAACACCAAAACAGUAGUUAGUCGCAGUGCAGCCGAGGAAAUGACUUCAGUGAAUCAUAUUCUAAGAGAAUUAAGAUCCAAAAUGCCUUAAUAUUUUCUUUGUAUUCGGCAAAAAAAAAUGUCCAAAAGGCUUUUUAUUCCUAGAAUUUUGAUUCCUUGAAGUCAAACAUCGUGAGGCACCUGCGUACAAGAAAUAUAUGUCUAUUAUACCACAAUUAUAAAUAGAGAAAUAUUAUUCAUAUAUAACAUUAGAUAAUAUGAAACUGAGCAGUGUCGGAAUAAUCGCGAUUAAUGUUAAAUUUUAUUUACAAAUAAAUUAUUGUUUCUAAAUACUGUAAUGUAAAUAUUAUUGAUACUUAUAUUCGCCGAGAAGUUAUAGAAACAUAGUCAUAUAUUAAAAAGGAGAACGUGACGAAAAUAUUGUGUUUUUAAUUUGGCAACAUGAUUUUAGGUUUUUUUAAAUAAUGUAAUUUAUAUCUAUGUGCAAUAUUAUAUGUUAAUAUUUUCGAUGUAAACUGUGGUCACACUGGAAGAUUAAUGUUCCAAGUUUUCGUUUUUGAUCGAAUUUGCUAAUGACCUGCGUAUUCGGGUGAUUAGGUGUAUUAUGAUUGUUGAACUUGUGUUUAGGUCAAAGUUUAUUAGUGAUGAUGAGUUUGUUUUAUAGUAUAUGAACUUUUAUAUGUGCUUCAUUCACAAGAUCAAUAGGUUAUUUUAUACAUUUUUCAGAGAACUUACUAGCACAAUCAUGUUAACAAAUGCAAUUGUCACCAGUGCGACUUCAGCUCAAUUUGUGGAUUUCCUUUGAUUGUAAUUUUUGUUUUGUUGUUCUUCAAAUAUUGUUUUUAUGCUAGCUUCGAUACCUAUAUCUUCUCGUUCAUUAUGUUUCAGCAUCUCAACUAUUGAAACUCUAGUAUAAUACGCUAUUUAUAAAAUUGUAUUUAUAUCGCAUUAUGGAUUUUACAGGGUGAUUUGCUCUUAGGCAUUAUAUGCGUCUUUAUAAUAAUUGUGUGAAAAUAGUUUGCAAGUUUGGAAUUUUUGCAUGAGUAAUUUUAUCGAUCUUAUGUUAUGAUUUAUUUCAUUAGCUUUUCUUUACAUUAUAUUAGCUAAGCUUGAGUGAAUGUUAUUACUGUCAAAUUUAUUAUAAGCAUUUGGAAAUAUACAUAAAUAUUUGACAUUAAAAUGUUCUUUACUUGUGGGACUAAAGUUAUGUUAAGGUGUCUUUCUAGAAAUAUAAUCUUGAAGAAAAUGUUUGUCAAAAUUAAAUAGUUUCAUCGUAAUUAAUAUUAAUGGAUACAAAAAUGCUCAAAAGCGUUUAAAUAUAGCGAGUAAAUUAUUCAAUAAUGUAAGUGGGUUCAUAAUAUUAUGGUGAAUUCAUAACAGUGUCACGAAUGAUAAGAGUUUCUACUAUUAUGAAAUAAUAUGGGGUUUCAAAUAUUUAUAUAAAACGUCAUCAUGUUGGAAGUUAUAGUUUUAUAUAUUUUUGCAUCUGACUUCUCUUAUCUAUAUUUGUUAUAAUAUUAAUAUUUGAGUUUGUGCAAUAUGUUGUCUAAUUUUCAUUUAUUGUUUUUUUUAUUACAAAAUAACGGAAUUUCUGGAAUAGCUCUUGCUCGUCUUGAAGAGUCUACGAGAUUAGAAGCAAUUUGACAUUUAAUGCUCUAAGUAUUUAACCUACUUCAUUUGAAGCGUUUUUAAUAAAAGUUAUCUUAUCAACGGGCAAUUUAUAUUGAAAUGCAGCAAACUUGUGUUUAAUUUUUCAAUAGAUCUUCAAUAUUACUUUAAGUAAGUAGGUAUCCAAAACUAUAAAAUUAGGAUACCACCACGAUGAUGCUACAGAUAAAGAUUUCUUUAAAAUUGUCUCUACGAAAUCAUACUUAUACCUGCAAAAGUUUAUUGUUAAUAAAAUAUCUACCUAUAGCACUAUCUUAGGAAAACCAAAUGUAUUUCAAAUGACUCCAAAUGCUAACAUCAAACACGCAAUAACGCAAUCGAUCGACAGUAAAAGCAAAGAUAAGCGUCUUAAGUCCAGUAAAUUAGCAAAUCAGUCGUAAAUAUUUUAUGUUCGUUCAUACUUUCACGCAUUUCAUAAAUUUUAGGAAACACUUGAAUUAAACAGAGUUUUAUUUUAAAAAACGUGCUCCCAAAAAUAAAUAUAGAAACAUUUUAUGACAACAUAUAUAUACAUGUCGGAGUGGGCCGAGCGGUAAUAUAGGCGGUUGGCCACGUGGUUUUUCUUGAUCCGCCAUCUUGGUUAUUCAAUGAUAUUUCCCGAAAAUAAAACUGUAGUCUAGUGACCAAGCUAACGUUUAAUUUGAAUCUUCUUAUUACUUUACAAAAUCAGUUAUGAUUGCCAAGGUACAAACGGAUUGCUUUGUGAAGCGCGGAGAGUUCUGUGCUAACGUCCGUUCACUAUCGCAGCUCACGUCUGAAUGCCGAAUGCCCCUUCCAAUGACGCAUAGCCCCUUAAAUACUACCCUUAGCAUAGACCACUCCCAAGUGAUGACAGCUGUCACUGUCAUUACUUGACGUUUCACAAGGCAAUGGUACUUUUGACUGAUGACGUUUGUUGUCGGUUUAACGUUUCGAAGGAGCGAGUGAGACGCCAUCCGCCGACAUACAUAUUUAUAUAUGUUGUCAAAAUCACACAAUGUUUGGGCAGUUACUGAAUAGUUUGAGUAAUACGUAUUAAAUACAUAAUUGUGAGCAAAUGUGUGAACUUCGUACAACUGCACUUGGAUAUUUGUGUUUGCUAUAUGUAAGUUUGGCCUCUGUUUUUAAUUCCAUAAGGAGCAGGAUAAGUUACUACUUCCAUUUUAUUUAACCAUUUAACUGCUAGAUGUUUAAAUCUAAAGAAAAAUUUACUCAUAAUUUAUAUUUUUGAAGCAUGAAACUGCUUGAUGUUUCAAUCUAAAGAAAAUAUAACUAGAA
This is a messenger RNA of Chilo suppressalis (striped riceborer), 6406 nucleotides long. The record is from the annotation of a GenBank genome assembly. Lineage: Eukaryota; Metazoa; Arthropoda; Insecta; Lepidoptera; Crambidae.